This is a messenger RNA of Lachancea mirantina, 1287 nucleotides long. The record is from the annotation of a GenBank genome assembly. Lineage: Eukaryota; Fungi; Ascomycota; Saccharomycetes; Saccharomycetales; Saccharomycetaceae.
AUGACGGUUGAAGCAUCGCCUUCUGAGCCCUUGAGGAAAUUAGAGGGCCGUAUGCUUUUUCAGAGCAUCGGGUGCCCUACCAAGAUAGUGGCGCCAAUGGUGGAUCAGUCUGAACUGGCUUGGAGGAUUUUGUCACGGAGAUACGGAGCGACUCUAGCUUAUACGCCUAUGUUUCAUGCGAAAUUGUUUGCAACGUCUGAAAAAUACCGUAAGGAUAUGUGGUGCCAUCUGGAUGGUGAUCCAGAGACUGAUCGGCCUCUGAUUGUUCAGUUUUGUGCGAAUGAUCCCGAAUACUUGCUUGCAGCUGCAAAGUUGGUGCAAGGCAAAUGUGAUGCCGUAGACCUCAAUUUAGGGUGUCCGCAGGGAAUUGCGAAAAAGGGUCAAUACGGCUCUUUCCUUAUGGAAAAGUGGGAUCUGAUACAUAAGCUUAUUAGGACUCUUCAUGACAACUUGGACAUACCUGUGACGGCCAAAAUACGCGUGUUUCCCGAACGCCAGAAGACGCUGGAUUAUGCGAAAAUGGUUUUAGAUGCAGGAGCCCAAUUUUUGACUGUACAUGGAAGGUUACGAGAGCAAAAGGGUCAAAAAACAGGACUGGCUGACUGGGAAAUGAUCAAGUUUUUACGUCAUAAUCUUCCUAAAGAUACCGUAUUCUUUGCGAACGGUAACAUUCUCUAUCCGGAGGACAUUUCCAGGUGUGUUGAGCACAUUGACUGUGAUGCUGUUAUGAGUGCAGAGGGCAAUCUUUACAACCCAGGCGUCUUCAACACCGACCAUAUCGAGGACAAGGAUAAAGUGUUCCCGAGGGUCGAUAAACUCCUUAGAGAAUAUUUUGAAAUCGUAAAAUCACUUGGUGAGUCUCAUGCCUCAAAAAUCGCCAUGAAGUCGCAUUUUUUUAAAAUUCUGCGACCAUUUCUACCCAAUCAUACUGAAAUUAGGGCAAACCUCUCUGGAAUGAGUGCGAAAAAUUCCUUUGAUGUAUGGGAAGAACAGGUUGUCAGACAAGUAGAACAAGUUGUUCAAACCAUUUUUCAGCAAGACAAUAUCACAGAGCUGGACAAGGUAUCUACUGGAGAAGUGCAACUCUGGGGCGGAUCCUAUAAAACCAUACCAUACUGGAGAUGUCAGCCUUACUUCAGACCUGUGAAUGGUAAGACUGGUGACCAGAGAGUGGUUGAGGGCCUCAGUGCUGUCCAGAGUGAUGAAGCACCGCUGUUAGACUCUAAAAAGAGAAAAGCAGAAAAUCUAGUUGAGCAGGACUUGGUCAAAAAGGAAUUGAAGUCCUAA